Molecule: messenger RNA, 2658 nt
Organism: Anoplophora glabripennis (Asian longhorned beetle)
Lineage: Eukaryota; Metazoa; Arthropoda; Insecta; Coleoptera; Cerambycidae
Exons: 5
Coding region: 1-1725 (574 amino acids)
Biological process (GO): peptidyl-L-cysteine S-palmitoylation; protein targeting to membrane
Cellular component (GO): endoplasmic reticulum; Golgi apparatus
Molecular function (GO): protein-cysteine S-palmitoyltransferase activity
Source: RefSeq, a predicted model, not a curated record
AUGCUGAGCGGCGCGGGUGAUGCGUCCGCCCGCAGGCUGCGCCGCCAGCACGGCUUCCAGCUGCCGCUGCACCCGCUCCAGCUGUCCGGCUGGCUAGUCCUGGCCGCCCUCACCGGCGGCGCCUUCCUGGUGCUGGUGCCGGCGUUGCCGCUGCACGCGCAGCCCGCCGUGCUCGCCACCCUUUCGGUGCUGCUGCUGCUGCAUCUGGCCGCCCACCUGGGGGCGGCGCUUCUGGAUCCCGCCGAGGCCUCGCUUCGCUCGAAGCCGCCCGAACCCGUGCCGCAGCUAGACAGGGCCAAGCACCAGCACGUCAUCGAGGCGGGUGAGUGUCACCUGUGCCGCAUCCUGACGACGGGCCCGCGCACCAAGCAUUGCAGCGCGUGCAACAAGUGCGUGGCCAGCUUCGACCACCACUGCAAGUGGCUGAACCACUGCGUCGGGGGCCGCAACUACGCGCUCUUCCUCAUGUGCGUCUCCACGGCGGUGGUGGCCGCCGCGCUCGUCGCGGCGCUCGCCGUCGCGGAGCUGGCGCUCCACCACUCCUACUGGGGGGCCUCCACCGACGCGGCCAGCGACAAGAAGGACCACCCACCGUCCGAGACCAAUUCCUCCGGCCCGAUACCGCCGUCCUCGCUACCUUCGAGCGAUGCUGCCUUCCUGGCCGUAGUGGCGGCUUUGGGACUACUGGCCGCCGUUACCGCAGGUUUGCUGCUUCAUCUCUGUUUCUUUCACAUCUACAUCUCCUUCCUGGGUCUCACCACCUACGAGUACAUCCGGCAGCAACGCCAGAGCCAAGUGCAAUCGCCCGUACCUGCUGCUAAUAGAGAGGAAGAAGAACGAGGGACGGCCAACGCCAACUCGACGCUACGCCACCGCCCGGUGAACCUCCAUUGUGGAGAGGAAAGGUCGCGGACGACUCUCUUCACCUGCACCAUCCUGGAGGAGACCUUCUCCAACUGCUCCUCGGCCGCGGAACCCACCCCCACGCCGCCAAGCACGCCCCAGGACUGCCAGCUCUGCGUGUUAACCAGCAACUCGGUGGCGCCGGAGUCGAAAGCACCGCCUCCGCCGAAGAAGCUCCGGAGGAAGUGGAACUGCUGCGUGUCGGUGCCUGACAGUCCCGAUGAUCCUCACAGUCCGUCGGAACCGAGGUGUCUUAUGUCCCUCUGCAGGCACAAAGUGAAAAGCAAAAAUUUGCCUGCGCUGGAAGGCCGGCCCCAUAGGACGCACGGUCACUGGUCCAGCGCCAAGCUUAGGAUGUUGUUUAGGAUAUUGGGUAACCUGGGCCAGAACAGGAGGCGAUCGUCCCAGCCAUCCCCGCAUCCGUCUCCGCAACCCGUCCACCGCAGCAACCAAGUGGUGCCCUCACCGGGGGACACCGGCUGCCCCGACGCCAUCCACACCGUAAACAACCUGGUGCCCGUCCCCUGCUAUCCGGACGCGACGCGUCGCGCCAACGUUCUGCCCGCGUUGCCCGCUCCCCCGCGACGCCGUCUCAUCAGCGAUACCGAGUUAGCCAACGCACUGGCGGCGCUGCAACAGCAGCAACGAUGCGGUAACGUCCGCCGUCCUCUCUACAGAAGGAGAAGAAGGAGCGUGGCGCACCGACAAAAAACGCCCGCGUUGUCCCCGAUCCGAGAGAGCGGCUUGUCCAAUCCCACUUCUCCGUCCCGACAGAACUGCACUGUGAGUGCCAUCAGCGGGUCGUGCACGAGGCCGUUCUAAACGCGUCGCCGCAUGUGGGUCCAGUUCCAAACGCAGCCUGUCAGUAGCGGAUCCGUAUUUUAAACGCGAGUGCCCACAAGUUAUGGAUUCUUACGCUAGGCGUCGCUGGAAAUUUUCGUUCUGUCGCUUAGAUUGGUGUGUGGCGUACGGUGCUGCCUCUAGUGCGUGCGAUUUCUUUGUUUGUUAGUUCAUGAUAGCUGGCUUUCUAAUUCGAUAUCUGAUUCUUUUCAGCUAGGUUUCUCCUUGAAGCGUUGAAAGAUCCACAGAUCAAGAAAAGACAUAGAUACAUAAUUUAUACCUAUGUGGCUUGAAGCCAAAAUAGUUCAUCGGAAGGGUGAGGAAGUUGUGUUUGCAUUCCCUCAUGGGCAGUGGCGUAUCAUUUUAUAGGGGCUGAUUGCAACUAAAAUAACAAGUUUAAUAAUUAUAAUUGUAAAUUUUAUUUUCCGCAGAUAAACUAGGGAAAAUAUGAUGUAAAUAGGUAUGUUAAGAAAGCGUGUUUUAUUUCUUAAGGUAUCUAUGAGAUUAUUUAACUUUUCUUCAACCUAUUUUAUUACUUAUGAACUUCACAGUCCCCUAUAUUUACUUCUUCCUGGAAUACGGUUGAGAUGAUCUACUGACACAAUUUUACUCUCAUUUAUAUACAAAAGGAAUGAUACAUUUCAUCAUACUCUUAAGCUGUUAAUUAAUAUAAUUUUUACGAGAUUUUAACAAAACAAAGUAUUUAAAUUCCAUUUGGGUAGGUCCUAGUUUUAAUUUUAAUAGCUUAUGACACGGUGUAAAAUUUGGUAUCAACUCUUACAUAGAAUUUAUGAAAUUUGUAUAUAGGAAACUAAAAGAUUGACCAUAUUUUAAAAUCAUAAUUCAUUUUUAUAGAGUCGGUCCAUUAACCCUUCCUAUUACAAACACAUAUGUGUGAAUUUAUAUAAAAAACUA